GCGCCCAGCGAGCCGGAUCCGCUCGGCCCGACGGUUCCGCUCGAACCCGUGCCGCACGCCCAUGCUACGGCCCCCAAUCCCCUCCGCCGGCCGCCGCCUAGCAGCGCGCCUCCCCAAAUUUACUGAAGCAAUGGCGGCCUCGCAUUUCCUCGCAACGGGGAAGCUAACCCACUGCCCGUUCCAUGCUGAGCUAUCAAUCUAUCACUAUCACAGCUCCGUCAUCCUAUUGUCUAUUGGUACGGGAAGGGAUGGUGAGCUUGUGACUGGCAGAUUGACAAGUGACAACUGCUGCCUUAGCGGUAGUCGACCUACUGCUACAGGGGCUUCGACUUCGGUCUUCUAACGAAGGGGGAUGGCGCUGAUCACGAAUGUCUCUGACUAUGAGGAGCUCGCAAAGCAGAAGCUGUCAAAGAUGGUUUAUGACUUCUAUGCGUUAGGUGCAGAAGACCAGCGGACACUCAAGGAGAAUAGGGAGGCAUUCUCCAGAAUUUUGUUUCUACCAAGGGUACUGAUUGAUGUGUCCCAUAUCAACAUGUUCGCGAACGUUUUAGGCUACAACAUUUCCAUGCCUAUUAUGGUGGCUCCCACUGCUUUGCACAAACUGGCCCAUCCAGAAGGAGAGGUUGCUUCUGCCCGAGCUGCAGCUGCUGCAGGAACCAUCAUGACUUUGUCUUCAUGGUCAUCUUGUAGUAUUGAAGAAGUUAGCUCGAGCGGACCAGGACUCCGUUUCUUUCAACUUUCAGUAUUCAAGGACAGGAACUUUGUGCAACAGCUUGUCAGAAGGGCUGAAAACGCUGGCUAUAAGGCAAUUGCUGUCACUGUUGAUGCCCCACGGCUAGGUCACAGGGAAGCUGAUGUCAGGAACAGAUUCUCCUUGCCUGAAAAUGUGGGAUUGAAGUGCUUUGAAGGACUGGAUCUCAGCAACAUGGACAAGAAUGUUUCUGGCCUUGCUGCAUAUGUUGCUAGCCAGAUUGACAGCUCUCUUUCUUGGAAGGAUAUCAAGUGGCUACAGAUGAUUACCCGGUUGCCUAUCUUAGUGAAAGGAGUCAUAACGGCAGAAGAUGCUCAACUUGCCAUUGAAUGUGGUGUUGCGGGUAUUAUCAUGUCUAACCACGGGGGACGCCAGCUAGACUAUCUUCCUUCAACCAUCAGCUGCCUCGAAGAGGUUGUCAGAGAAGCCAAAGGGCGUGUCCCUGUGUUCCUUGACGGCGGCAUCCGCCGUGGCACUGACGUGUUCAAGGCCUUGGCAUUGGGAGCCUCAGGAGUAUUUAUUGGAAGGCCCGUCCUGUUCGCCCUCGCCGUGGACGGCGAGGCCGGUGUGAGGAAGGUGCUGCAGAUGCUGAGGGACGAGCUGGAGACCGCCAUGGCGCUGAGCGGCUGCACGUCGCUGAAGGAGAUCACUCGCGGCCAUGUCAGCACUGAGGGUGACAGGAUCGCUCGCUCUCGGCUGUAGCCUCGCUCUUGCUGUUGGUUUUGUCUGUGUGUUACUGAAACUCGCGGGGCUGCUGAACCUGAAAGCCAUGACAUAAAUGGAUUCAGAGAUUCAGUAGCGUCAGACACCAGCAGUUCUUGUGUUCCUGGUAGAUUCAUGCGUACACGCGCAACCAUGAAGGGGUGAUUGCAUUCUUGUUGUUAACUCGUGACUGGUGAAUUGCAGAUCCGUUUCCCAAAUUUAUUUGCCUGCCGUCGAGCUUGUGUACAA
Messenger RNA from Panicum virgatum (switchgrass), 1702 nucleotides. RefSeq names its product peroxisomal (S)-2-hydroxy-acid oxidase GLO3-like. Gene Ontology annotation, cellular component: peroxisome. The transcript is spliced from 12 exons. The coding region runs from base 353 to 1453 and encodes 366 amino acids. Lineage: Eukaryota; Viridiplantae; Streptophyta; Magnoliopsida; Poales; Poaceae. Gene Ontology annotation, molecular function: FMN binding; oxidoreductase activity. The record is from RefSeq and is a predicted model, not a curated record.